Carica papaya (papaya) is the source of this 1315-nucleotide messenger RNA. RefSeq names its product Plastid-lipid associated protein PAP / fibrillin family protein. The record is from RefSeq and is a predicted model, not a curated record. NCBI's taxonomy places the organism in Eukaryota, Viridiplantae, Streptophyta, Magnoliopsida, Brassicales, Caricaceae.
GCGAAUAGUCGAAUAUCUCCAUAGCCGACCAAUUUCAGACACAAACCAAAACCUCAAAUGGCUCUCCUCUUCCCCUCUCUCCCUGCUUUCUUCCUCUCUAGCAAAAACCCUUCAACCAGUCCCCAAUCUCUCUCUUUCUCUCUAUCCUCACACCAUACGUCUCUCACUUUCAGAUUCCCAUCUCUUGUCGCUCGCUCCUCCUCAUCAUCGACCUCAAUACCCGACUCAGAUUCUGAUCCCGUCCCAUUAAGCGCGUCCGUCGAUACCCCCGCCACCGGUCCAAGCUUAACGGACGAGUGGGGUGAGAAAACCGAACCGGAAACAGAGCCUGCUACGAGGCUGACGGAUUCGGAUCCCCCAAAGGACGAUGACGAGUGGGAAGAAAGAGGAGAUGUUGCUGAGGAUUAUGUUAUAUCGGAUAACGGUAGUGCCGUUUACGAUAGGCUAGGAGAACUGAAGAGGUGCCUCGUGGAUACGGUUUAUGGGACGGAGCUCGGGUUUCGAGCCGGGGCGGAGGUUCGGGCGGAGGUGUCGGAGCUCGUGAGUCAGUUGGAGGCGGAGAACCCAACUCCGGCACCCAUGGAGGCGUCUGACCUUCUUGAUGGAAACUGGGUUUUGUUGUAUACUGCAUUUUCUGAGCUGUUGCCUCUUUUGGCGGUUGGCACAACACCUUUACUUAAAAUGAAAAAGAUAUGCCAGUCAAUCGACUCAAGAAGCCUCUCCAUUGUGAACUCCACUACAUUAUCUGGCCCUUUCACAACCUUCUCAUUCAGUGCAUCUGCAACAUUUGAAGUCCGAAGUCCUUCAAGAAUACUGGUUGAAUUUAAGGAAGGCACAUUUCAACCUCCCGAGAUAAGUUCGAGUAUAGAUCUUCCGGAGAAUAUUGAUAUCUUUGGGCAGAACAUCAAUUUGUCCCCAGCUCAGCAGUUGCUGAAUCCACUGAAGGAGGUGGGGGCAAAUAUUUCAAGGCUGAUUUCUGGACAACCUCCUCUGAAGCUUCCAAUCCCUGGGAACCGGAGCAGUUCCUGGCUUCUAACUACGUAUCUUGACAAGGAUUUUAGAAUAUCAAGAGGAGAUGGUGGUCUCUUUGUACUUGCCAAAGAAGGGAGUCCUCUUCUAGAUCAGUAAACCAGGUGGCGAAUUUCCAGAGUGUUCAAAGUUGAGGACGCCCACAAAAAAAUUGGUUAGCUACGACAUUUUAUAAUAUAUGUACAGAAUUAGGUCAAUGCGUUGUAUAUGAAUGAAUGAUCAUCUCCAUUUGUGGGAUCCAAUUAUCUCCAGUAGUAACUAUACAGAACCUUGUGUUUACAAUUAA